GGAUAAUGGUUACGCUGUGGGGGAAGUCUUUGUGAAACAGUUGCUCAGUGUGGGGAAAACUGAUGUGUGUGUGCAGGUGCAAGGUUUAACACUCUUCUUGGGCUUUUCUGGAGAGAAAGUCCUGACUUCCCUUCCCUCAGCAGAACUCUUAGGGGCAUUCACUGCAGUGCCCACCUGCUCUGCCUGCACUUUCUGCAGCAGUCCAGACUGACUGCAGUUCUAAUUUGCUGUAUUGCAUUUCACUGAGAAACCCUGCUGCUGACUUUUUCUUUCCAAGAAGGCACAAAGCUGAAUCAGCUUGAAGUGACUGAAAGGGCAAACAGAGUCUGUCUUACUGGAAAGCAAGUUUUAUUUUAAGAGGUGAAUUAUUGAGAGGAUGGAAGCAGCUCAGGUGGAAAAACUCAAGGCUGUAGUACCCUUUGAUUUAUUUCCUCUCCUCUGCUGAGGACUAACGUAACUGAACACCUGGAAUUCUCCAGCUUUGGUCUGUUCUGCUGUUAAUGUUUUGGGCUCAGGUCUCCAUAUUUUUCUUUCCUUUGAACAGAAUCCUGCAGGUGAAUUUGUUAUGCCUAGACAUGAGGGACUGGUACCUCUGGUGUAGCGUCACACGUAGGAGUUGCCAUAUAGCGUUGUGCCACGGCACUUUGCACCGACCCGCAGCAUGCUUGCUAUCCUAAGCCCUGGGCUUCGGCGCAGAACUCGGAGCUGUGCUGAACAGUGGGCCUCCAGACAUCGGCUAACUGGGAGCUGCCCUGCGCCCAGCGGUAUCCCUUUGAGAGAGGCUGGAUUGCUGCCGUGCGAAGGGUUGGAGUGCGCCAUCCGCUUCCUGCCUUAGUCACACUGGAGCCCUGCGGCUGCUGCUGUGCUGUAAGUCCACCCCCCUCAUCACUCUAAGCUUCCAGGUCCUCACCUUGGUGCGAGCAGAGAACAAGCUGUAGGGAAGUGCAGGCUGGGGGAGGGCCAGCAGGUUGGACAGGUUCAGCAUGAGAAACUCGCUUGGCUGGCUGUAUUAAUACAAAACUGUGGGAGUAGAUACCAGACCUUAGCAAGGGCAUUUUUACAGCAGUUUCUCAACCGAGAGCUGAACUAACUUACAUUUUUCAUUACUAAAUGGAUAUAUAAUGUGCGUAACAACAAAUUUGUAAAUUAUUGUGAAAAUUACCAUUAAAAGGCCGCAAAAUAGGAAAACAGCGUUUGACCCUUUCUAAUAGUGGCUACCAUCUGUUCUCAUAUUUUGGAUGAUGUGCACGCGGAUGUCUACUCUUACUGCUUUGGGUUGCUCUGCAAGCAGGCUUCCCAGUGCUGAGCUGUCUUCAGCUAAAUGAGAUUAAAAAUCUCAGCAGCAUUUUUAAAGAUCUUUUCUGACAGGUGAACUUGGGGUUUGCCUGCCUGCAUCACUUGAUGUUGCAUAUUAUGACCACUUAGUAAUCUCUGUGAAACAGUACAGAGAGAAUUCAGAAAGGGAAUUUCCCUCAGAGCUAAAUACAGCCACAACUGCCUUGUGCAAAGUCACUCAUUUUAAUUGCUCAUCGGAGGAUGUUCUUGUAUCGUGAUCUUCUCCACACGUGCCAUUUUGGGGACCUGGGACAACACCUUCCAGAGUGCUGGCCAGGAUGCGCCCCUAGAGCCAGAAAGAAAGUUUAUCUAACAGAAAGAGUAUAAAUUAUUUGUCUCCUGCUUCUGUCUUCAUUAGCCGGUGGCGUCAGAGGACUGAGGUGGUGACUAGCUGGUGUCCGUGGUCUUUGGCUGGAUGAGCUGGACACAUUGGUGCCCCCAAAUUAAAUGAGGGUUGGCAGCUAGACAGCAGCUCAUCUAGCUGCUGACCUCAAGGAUUUUGUCGCGCAGAUUCUGCUCGCCGAUGGGAAGUUUCAUAUCCAGGUUUCCUCCCAGCUGUCUCCUUGCCAGUGGCAUGGAAAGGUGAUAAAUUCAGUGGGGCACUGGGCUCAGAGACGCUUCUGUGCUAGGAAAAGCGAAUUUUCCCCCUGAGCCGGAGGGUGGCAGUGCUGCAGAGAAGCCGCUCUCCACCCUGAAGACUCCUGCUGAGAAAUUCUGCCAGCUCCCGCUGUGUGCAGGAGCUGCACCUUGUGCUGCUGUGUGUCUGUGAGCCCUUCUGGGACACCGCUGCCGACUCCUCCUUCCUCUGGUUCUUUUCUUGGUUUUUGUUUUUGUAAGUAAUGAGCAGUCCUUAUCUCCUGGUGAGCAGGAUCAGCUCUGCCCUGCCGCCAGGCUAUCUGAAGUGUGCCGGAGUGGAGCACUGAAGUGGUAUCCAAGAUAGGCGUGUCUUCUUCCAAAGUUGACAAAAGAGCCUGUAGGACAAACUGGAAGCACCGUACAUGCAAUCUCCUGUAUGAAACUGUCAUCUUCUGGGAGCUGGUGGAACAUUUCACUAUAAAAUAAGCUAUAAAGCAAAAAUGACAGCCAAGCUAAUUAACGGGGAAGGGAUUAAAAAAAACCAGGAAAAAGGUGGGUGGUGGAAGGAGACACCUUGAUUUUGUAAUGAAAAAUCCUUGUCACUUGUGCAGCUUCCUUGUCACUUUUGCAGCUCUUCGGUGUUUGCCAUGCCCCUGCAGGAAGGUAAAUGCUCGUUUCUGACACUCCUAUAGUUUGUGAUGGUUGUUAGCAAGCUUAUUGGACUUUCUCUCUAAUAAAAUCUCCUUCCUUUAUCAUUCCAUUUCUUUGUUCUAACAGAGUCAUAGGCUGAGAUUGGAAUUUUCUAAAACUGACAUUUACGCCUGUGGAAAAAGUGUCUUUUUCUCCUUUGCCCGAAGAAGUGUUUCACUUUGAAAUUUUCCUUUUUUUUCUCUGAUCAUUCCCUUCACAGGGGAGUCUUGCCUGUCUUCCUGGUCUUUCACACACUGGUGCUAAGGCAGUGCUCCACAUCUCAUGUGAAAACUUGCUUCUUUUCAAUUUCUGUAUGAUAAGGUACAGCCCAGCUUUACAGCUGUGCUGUCCUAUCUGGGGCUGAUGUCUUUCACUGUAUCAGCGUGUUUUUCUCCGAGUGCUGUAGUUUAACGGUUUUCUCUUCCUCAGAUAGGUAAUUGUGGGACUUCCUUGGAUUUUUUUUCCUUUGUAUGCAGUUCAUUGUUUCCUCUUCUUCCUUUUCACAUGUCCUCGUUGCUAAGAUUUAGUUCCUGUGUUUUCUGAUAGCGUUUUGCACCAUUUCCUGGGAAUUUUACCUCCCCUCUGUAAUGCUGCUUUUGCCAUGGGAUGUUUCCUGGUCCAUGUUUCUUGCAUGGUCAGUGGUCUGCUUGCCUCAGGAGGUUCUGCUAUCCCAGUGCCUUUGGUCAAGUAGUUUUUCAGUGAUCCUGGUGCAGGAACAUCCAUUUCUAGGUGUAGCUGUACCUUCAGCUGCCUAUUCAAGUAAAACAAUGUUAACAGCACAAAGCAGCUAGUUGGUUGUCUUGUUUUGGCACAAAACUCAGGUAGCUCAGCUAGCAGAUAAGUGGAAGCAGCAACAAGAGAUAGGGAGCAAGAAAUCUCAGUGGGCACACCUGCAGCUACAAGAGGAUGACUGUAAAUUUUGGCCUAAUUUUUUUUUUUUCUUGUUGCCUUUGCUUAUAAUCAGUUAUAUUUAAUUUAGUCUUUGCUCCUUAUUGCUGGACAGCACUAAUUCUUUCCAGAAGGAGAAAGUGACCUUCAUGCCAUGGCUUCUUCUUGGGUGGGUCUUCAGCUCUCUGGUGUCUUUAUUUAGAGGAAUGAUUAAAAGGAUGUCAGUGUGCUCCUGGGAUGCUCCUCGGAAGUUCAGUCAGAAGGGUUUUCUUUUGAAAGCAGCACUGCUUUACAGAUCCUUUGUUAUCAAGAAAAAGGACCUUGAGUUGAUGUUUCUUCUGACUCUGUAGCUACAGCAGAAAACUGGCUUGGGGGAUUGUUGUCAUAGUCACGUAGAACAAGAUGCUUAUGGGAUUCUUCAAAGCCCACCACCAUGAGGGGAGGACCUGUGAUACCUGCGUUAAUCCUUGGGCAGGAGCUGGCGUCUGUUCAGGAGUUUGCUGUUCUAGGUAAGCCUGUGUGAAGAAUUGCUACGUUGUGAAAGCAAGAGUGCACUACCCCCUUACCGCUUCUAAAUGGUCUUGUUUCUGUUGGUGAACCAGAAUGUUUAUAGAUGGAGACUGAUAAUUUUAAAUGACAGAUUUAAUUAAGCAACAAAGUUGUUUUUCUUAUCAGGUUGUAGGUUUCCAUUGCCACUUGUAUGAUAAACAACUGCCAUCAUCCAAGGAAGUGUGUCCAACAGUCACUUGAGGCAGAGCUGGGAAGCCGGAGCCUGCGGUUCUCGGCCAUGCCUGCUGCCAGGUGUGCUUUUCUGGUGACCCAGCCGCAUCCCCGAUGAAAGAAAAGCCUUUCAGCUCCUCUUGCGCUUGGAGACUCAGACCAGACUUCUCCGAGCUGCGUGCUUCUGUACCUGUCCUUCAGGCACAGCAGCAAUGAACGUAUGCAUCAGUGCUCUGCCUGGUGCGAAGGGAAUUAGCCAUUGCCUGCACACUGGCUUGCUGAAUCGUGCAGAGCUGGGUCUCCUCACCUGCAGUCCUUGUUAAUGAGGUGUGAUCACCCUGCCAGCUUUCGUGGUGUGUUUUAGGCAGGUUUACUUCAGGAAGGAAAAGAGCCUAAAGCUACUUGAUGAGAGUUCAGCUGCAAGUCUCCUUCUUGCUCUGGUAAAUAAUGCACAUGCUGUACCACGUGGCAUAAACAUACACAGCAGGCACGAUGGCGGUGAGUGGCUCUGGGAGCUGGUGGAGUGUGUGUCACUGCAGACUGCUUGGGGACUUUCGUAUGUUGGCUGCUGCCAAAGUGCUAAGUGGGCUCCUACAGCAACACUGAUGGAACAAGUAAGCAAACGCACACUGUCUAAACCAAAACUGUAGCAGCUUAUUGCAGCUGCUGGCCAGGUGAUUGGGCUGGCUGUCAGCAAGGAUCCUGCGGAGUUCAACAGAAACAGGAAGAUAAAUCCUUUCUAGUUACCUGUUAGCAAAAGUUUUUCCAAACAAGUCCCACGUUUCCCAAUUACACACUUCUACAGAGAGUAGUAUAAUAGUAAUUAUGCAACAGGCCCACAUCUUUGGCAGUUGAACAGCUCCUGUGUCAAGCACCUCUCGAUUUACUAAUUUAUCAUUUUCUGACUUAUUUACUACAUUCCUAAAUGCUUAUCUUAUUUGCUGUUCUGUCUUGUCUGCACUAAGCCUGUCUGUCCCAGCGCUGGGAGUUCCUGAAUAGAUUCCAGAUGUUCUUAUUUACUCAGGUACAUUUCAUGACUCUUCAUUAAAUUAACUCUUUAUUGGCUUACAGGGCCUACAGUAGCAACAGCCCUUCCUCUCUUUUCUCAUCCAUCUUGGUGGCUGUUGAAGUCACGACUCCUGUUCCACCAAGAGAAGGCAGCUGUGCUAAGGGGAACGUGAGAGCCGCUGGCUGUGCUUAGAGCAGUCAAGGAGGGGUAAACCUUCAGAGGACUUGCUAGUGGAACGUAUCCAAAUGCUGCCACUUGCUUCUGUGCCAAAAAAUUCCCAUUUGCUGGCUUUAGACAACUUUUUUUUUUUUUUUUUUUUUUUUUUUUCCAUGGGGCUCCCUUGCCUGAGCCCCCGUCUCUAGGUCAUAGUACCCUGAGAAAAGCUGUUCAGCUAGCAUGGCUUGGAUUGGAGUUGUUUGUAUCAUGCAUUCCUGGGCCCUGGGCUGCCUUGAGAGAUAAGAUCUCAUGCUUCUGCAGUGGAGAAGGGGGUUCUGGGGAGGGGACCUUUCCUUUGCAGUCAGUCAACUCCAACAUGACCUUGUUUCUUAAACUGCAGAGCUUUGGCUUCUCUGAGCCUUUUGCUGAGUAUUUGCGCAACAGAAAAAUGGCUGUAGCUGGAGUGUUGCUGAGUGCUUUCCCUAUUCUUUCAAAACCUAUUUCUAAGCAAUUGAUAGCAAAAGAUCAGUGUAGUGAUGGAAGAGGCAUUGUCCUUUUGCUCCAGACCCUUGGUGUGCGCAGUGUACGGUGAGCUGGUUUGGUUGGAUUUCAGGCCUUCGCACACGGCAUUAUUAGAAAGCUCAUUGCUUGCAGCAAGUAGCCCAGUGUAUAGCAGUGAUUAACACUGAGAUUGGUGCUUUUCAUUGAAAUCUGCCUUUCCAGCACAAAGCUGAACCCCGCUCUCAUGCAGAGGAGGGCUGAGAGCUCCCCAUGCCGCACUAGCAAUCGUGCCGUCCUGUCUAGAGCCAACGGGUGAUGCUGUCUUCUGUAAGGCACUGAGCAACAUGACAAAAGGCUUUGGGAGGAUCUGAGCAGAGCAGAAAUAAAGCUUUCCUGUGUUGAAGAUAAUUGUGCACUGAACUAGCCAGGGAGCGAGAGCUACACAGCUACUCUGGGAGGUAACUGUUGGUCAUCUAUUGGCUUUCUAGUCUGUGAGCAGAAAAUGCAGCUAUUUGUACCUGGAGAGUAAAUGAGUACCAAAGAGCCAGAGGAUUAAGUGCUGAGUACAAUUUCCAAAGGUAUCUUGUGUCUGUGCAAACGUAAUUGUGUGUGAUGAGUGGGUACAAAAUGGCCUAGAAAAAAAAUAAAAAUCAGUUUUUUAUAUUUCCUUUUGAGUUUCCCCUUUCCUCUUGGGUGGGGAGAGAUGUAUUUUGCUUUCUUAUAGAGAUGUAUGCUUAGAUAUACUGGUGGGAGACAGGGAUUUGGCUCCCACUGCACUGGCUGUGGUCCAGCAUGAGUGAUAUUUGUUAUCUGGGAUGUCAGUAAAAUAGCAGUGAAGAGAGAUGCCGCUGACUCAGUUGUACUGUGGCUUAUUAACCAAGUUCUGACUCAGCCUGCAAAAUUCAGGGGUUUUUUUAGAUUAACCCCCACUGGACAAGGCAAGGCUGAGCUGAAGAUGACACAUUUUUCUAACAGUGUUGUGAUGAACCUUGCAGAAUGAAUGCCUGUGUUCUCCUUGGGUAUGGGUGGUGGUACAGAGACACUAACAUGGAUUUAACACACCCAGCGGCUCCUGGCAACCUGGGAGGAGAGCAGGGAGAAGGUUUUGCCUGUGGUGUUCUGCCCCAGCUGCUGCAUAUGAGUUCGGUUUCGGAGACUGAGUUUGAUCUAGCUAGAGAAGCCUGUUUUUAAAAAGCUGCCUGAUGGGACUAGAUGUGCCAAGCAGAUGAUUAGCGGGCAGAGUGGCAGUGUGAUCCCUUUCCUGCCAGCCUUUUGCUGUGUGCCUUCUGUCCUCUGAAGCCAAUUUCUCCCUCUGCCUUUGCUUUGCCAAGUGCUUGUAAUGGUGACGGGCUGCGUGCUGUGAGCACCGCUGCCUUGGGAACUCAGCUGCUCCCACACAGCCAGCGCUGAGUAACUGGGCUCCUACCGCUCUUAAUGUGGGAGUAAUUUUUGGUUUGUGAUACCGAGACUGCUCGGCUCUAUGGGCUGUGAAGGGUCUGUGAAAGGGGACUAAGAAAAGCAUGUUUCUUGUCACCACACUAAAACAUACUGUGUGGGGUCUGCAUUGCCAUGGAAGAUCUCUCAGGAGCUCAUAGACUGAAAGAGGUUUAUAAUUGCAGAUCUCACUUAAUAGAGAAAGGAAAAUGUAUCCCACGCCUCCUACUCUCACUGACAUUGUCCUGGGCUAGGGCUGUGCCAACACCUUGCACUCAUUAAGGAGAGGGCAAAGCAAAGGGGCAGGGGGUUUCCACAGCCCUGAAAAAGGAGCCGAAGCUGGGCUCCUGGUCUUCCUGGGCUGCCUUGGGAGAGAGGGGCUUUGCCAGGGAGUGACCCGGGGCAAGAACCUGCCUGUCCUGCUGCCUGCUCCCUGGCUGCUCCAGCCACUUUGGUUGUCCGCUCCGGGUUUCGCACGCUGGUUCUUUGCAGCUGUUGGUUGCUGGUGGCGAGGCAGGAGUCCUGGGGUGGCUCAAGAGUGUUCCUGGGGUGGUCUGGAGCUCAGGCAAAGGACUUCUCCACACCCCUAAAAUCUCAGUGUGGCAGCAGCCCUGGGAUGGGGAGGAAGCGCUGGACCCAACUUCACCUUUGAAGAGCAUCAGAUUUGUCCGCUGGACUGCAGAGACCCUGGAAGCUACUGCCCCAAGUACUUGCUGCACUGUGAGCCCUGCCAGCUUUCCUGCCUCCGUGGGCAGGGUCUGGCCACGCUCCUCCUACAGGGCCGGUCAUUUCCCCUCCAUCAGCUCCCUGUGGGUCCCCACAGAUGUUGUAUUUUCACUUGUCAAAUCUCCACCUAGCUCUGAUCUGCGCCUGCGGUGUGUUCUUUGACGUACAAGGCAACUUCUUCCUCACCCUGGGUAAGGAAGCUUCUGUUUCCCCACCACGUGCCGCUGAAGGACACGGUCAUGUCUGCAGUCAUGCUUCCAAGCGGUAACGAAGAUGCUGAGCUGCACAGGCUAACCCAAGAAGGAGCUCUCCCACAGAGGAGAGUAGUCUGCAGAAAGGAGAAGCCAGGACUGCCACUCUGCAGAAAGGUUUGCUAUGCUGUUGGGGGCAUUCCCUACCAGAUGACAGGCAACGCCCUUGGGUUUUUCCUCCAAAUCUUCCUAUUGGAUGUUGUGCAGCUGGAGCCAUUCCAUGUCUCUUUGAUCAUUUUCCUUGGAAGAGCCUGGGAUGCAGUUACUGACCCUGCUGUUGGCUUCCUGGUCAGCAAGAGCCCAAGGAGAAAAUAUGGCAAGCUGGUCCCAUGGAUCGCAUGCUCCAUGCCAUUUGGGGUGCUCUGCUACUGCAUGAUGUGGUCCACUCUCUCAGAUGCCACCCCCACCUCCCUGAAAUUCCUGUGGUACCUGUUGAUGUACAGCUUCUUCCAGACUUGCAUGACUUGCCACCACGUGCCGUACUCUUCCCUGACAAUGUUCCUGGGAGGAACACAAAGAGACCGUGACUCGGCCACUGCCUACAGAAUGGGGAUGGAGGUGUUCAGCACGCUUCUUGGGUCAGGAAUCCAGGGGCAGAUUGUGGGCAGCUACCAUGCCCGCAUGAUGAACAGCUGUUACGUGCCGAACGAGACCCUGCCCAACGCCAGCACCUACAGCCUCACGGACUCGCUGGAGAACAUUCGUAGGGCCUACGUAUUUGCAUCCCUGGUCCUGGGAUCAAUCUAUUGCCUGUCCUGUCUGAUUCUCAUCUUUGGAGUCAGGGAAGAGCCUGGUAAGGUCCAUUUCGAUGCAGUUUGGAGGGUUCCCAGUGGCAGCGGAUGGCGAGGAUGGGGUUGCAGAGGAAGGUGUGAGGCAGAGGGAGCUGGGCACCUAUGUGGGGGAUGGUUCUCUGGGUGCGGAGCUCAGAAACACAACACGUACUUGGAUACUGAGACCCUCCUCAGUUUGUGCUGGCAGCAUCCCGCUGCCGCAGAGGAGAGGGGAGAUGCUCUGGAGGAAGGAAGGCUCCAGCUUGCCUGGGAGAUCCUGUGGGGAGCCGUGGGCCUGGGACGGGGUCCGCAGCUCACCGCUUCACACGGAGCGGGUCUCGCCAACACGCAGCCUGCAGAGCUACGCGGGCCAGCCCGAGCGCGCAGCGCAAAGAGGCAAAAUCCUGCCUGGCCCCUCAGCCCCCUGGGGAAGGUUGAGCUGCCCUUUGCCAGCUGCCUGAGGAUGAUCGUGGGACACAAGCCCUACACCCACCUGCUGUGUGGCUUCCUCUUUGCGUCCCUGGCCUUCCAGGUGCGAGACCUGCCAUGGCAGGAGGAGAUCUUGGGGGAUGAGAUGUCCGGGCAAGUUAUCCAGACAGGGAACUUGGGACCCCCAGCCAGGAACGUCUCCAUGUUGCUUUCCCAGAUCACACAGGGGAUCUUUGCCUUCUUCUGUACUCAUGCCGCAGGACUGGCCGGGAAGUUCCAGCAUUUAGUGCUUAUCAUGUUGGUCACAGCUUCCCUCUCUAUUCCCUUUUGGCAGUGGUUUUUGGGGAGAUUUGGAAAGAAAACAGCAGCGUCGCUGGGCCUGGCGCUGAUCAUCCCAGCCCUGGUAGCCAUCACCCAGGUGAUGCACAACUUCCUCGCCUUCGUCUUCCUGGUGAUCGUGGCAGGCUGCAGCAUGGCUGUGCUCUACCUUUUACCGUGGUCCAUGCUGCCAGAUACGGUGGACGACUUCAUGCUGAGGAACCCCAGCUGCCUCAACCUGGAGGCUCUCUUCUACUCGUUUUACGUCUUCUUCAACAAGUUUGCAGGUGGCCUUGCCGUGGGGGUAUCGACGCUGAGUUUACAUUUUGCAGGUUACCAUGCUGGAGACUGUACCUACAACCACUCCGUCAUCCUCGCUCUGCAGCUUCUUAUGGCCCCGGUCCCAAUAAGCCUGCUGCUCAUUGCCAUAAUCAUCUUCCUCCUCCAUCCCAUUGAUGAGGAGAGGAGGAAGCAGAUGAGGAUGGAGAUGGAGGCAAUGGGACAUCAGGUACAGUGCGGCAGCCGAGAAUAAACCCAGGGCUGAAGUGGUGUGAAGGAUGUUCCUUGGGAUUGCCUGACUAAGGCUGCGGUCAGGUGUUGGGAUGCACUGCCCUCUGCCACCGCGCUGCUUUCAGCCUUGCUGCCUCUGGAUUUACGAACAAGCAAGUGCCUUUGA
Messenger RNA from Aquila chrysaetos chrysaetos, 10479 nucleotides. RefSeq names its product sodium-dependent lysophosphatidylcholine symporter 1-B-like. Gene Ontology annotation, biological process: carbohydrate transport. Gene Ontology annotation, cellular component: membrane. Bases 8275 to 10335 code for a protein of 686 amino acids. NCBI's taxonomy places the organism in Eukaryota, Metazoa, Chordata, Aves, Accipitriformes, Accipitridae. Gene Ontology annotation, molecular function: symporter activity. The transcript has 14 exons. The record is from RefSeq and is a predicted model, not a curated record.